Messenger RNA from Rhincodon typus (whale shark), 950 nucleotides. RefSeq names its product EF-hand calcium-binding domain-containing protein 4B-like. Lineage: Eukaryota; Metazoa; Chordata; Chondrichthyes; Orectolobiformes; Rhincodontidae. The transcript is spliced from 7 exons. The coding region runs from base 48 to 830 and encodes 260 amino acids. The record is from RefSeq and is a predicted model, not a curated record. Gene Ontology annotation, molecular function: GTP binding; GTPase activity.
UGGAGCCCAGCAAGAAGAACUGCCGAUAUAUCUCCAAGGACACAGGCAUGGGGACUGCUGGUGAUGAAGAGCCGUGUAGUCCAACAUUGACAGAACACCAAAGCCCACUAGACGAGGCUGCAGACUGCAGGGUAGGUGGACUACCAAUGCACACCUCAGAAGAGGAAGAAUUUGAUGACGCCCCACUUUCUCCCAGAGGCCAACCUAUUGGCGUUGAAACAGCGGAGUCUGAAGCAUUGGGCUGUUCCCCUGACAGAAUAUUUAAAGUGGUGUUCAUUGGAAAUUCAGGUGUUGGAAAGAGCUCAUUUAUCCAUCGAUUCUGCAAUGACCGAUUUCUUUCAGAGAUUAAUCCAACAAUUGGCAUCGACUUUCAAGUGAAGAGCUUGGUUGUAGACAAAAUCCGUGUGGCUCUACAGCUGUGGGACACUGCAGGACAAGAAAGGUUUCGCAGCAUAACCAAGCAGUAUUUCCGCAAAGCUGAUGGUGUGCUGGUGGUGUAUGAUGUUACAUCCGAGACUUCGUUCACUGCUGUCAGGAAUUGGAUGGUCAGUGUUCAGGAAGGAAUGGAUGAGAGAGCAGCUAUUUGUCUACUUGGCAACAAGAUAGAUGCUCUAGACUGUGAACCACGACAGGUAUCCAAAACGGAAGGCAAAAGGUUAGCAGAGGAGUACAAUGCAGUAUUCUACGAAUGCAGUGCCAAAUCAGGGUACAAUGUAAUGGAACCUCUGAUGCAUGUGGCAAGAUUGCUGAGCGAACAGGAAGACAAACAGAGAGAAGAUGCUUUGCAUUUAGACGAUGACUGUAGCAAGAAAAAAGGUUGCUGCAAAUGAAAAUGAAGGAAGGUCCACUCGCCAUGGUCACUAGAGAAAAUGGAUAACUUAAACAACUUGGCAGCCUCAUUCGACAUUCCUUAGCUAUAGGAACUUGCCCUUAGUGUUUUACCAUGUUUG